Molecule: messenger RNA, 531 nt
Organism: Staurois parvus
Lineage: Eukaryota; Metazoa; Chordata; Amphibia; Anura; Ranidae
Source: the annotation of a GenBank genome assembly
GGGCCCUCAGGCGGAGCGGCGGGCGCCGGACCCCCAGGCGGAGCGACAGGUCUCGGGCCCUCAGGCGGAGCGGCGGGCCCGGACCAGGCGGAGCGGCGGGCGCCGGACCCCCAGGUGGAGCGACAGGUCUCGGGCCCUCAGGCGGAGCGGCGGGCGCCGGACCCCCAGGCGGAGCGACAGGUCUCGGGCCCUCAGGCGGAGCGGAGCGGCGGGACCGGACCCCCAGGCGGGACCCUCAGGCGGAGCGGCGGGCGCCGGACCCCCAGAUGGAGCGGGACAGGUCUCAGGCGGGCUCGACCCGGAGCGGGGCGCCGAUCUGGCGGCAGUGGGCUCCGAGUCAACUGGCAUGACCGCUGGCACUGGGUCAGACAUUGGAUCGUCUGGCUGGACAGCGGGCUCGGGUCACCAGGCAUCAGGUCAUUUGGCUCGACAGCGGGCACCGCGUCAUCUGGCAAGGCAGUGGGCUCCGAGUCAACUGGUAUGACCGCGGGCACUGGGUCAGACAUUGGAUCGUCUGACUGGACAGCGGGC